CCUCAGUGCAAUCAAGGUGAUGCAUGCGCUGCAUCAAACAGUUAACAGUGCUCUGUUAACAGGCCUUAAAUACAGUUGCAAGUGGCCAACGCUGUUCAGUUCUUUGGCAGGUGGCAAAUCGUAAGGACUAACAGUGCGCGAUACGUAUCAGACAUUAAAAUACGUACAGCAUAAAAAAACUUUUAGUUAAAAAAAAGAAAGUAAUUAAAACCAACCAUGCAUAAGGCAAUCACUUCUGUUCUAGUGUUUAUCUGGCUUAGUUCACUUGUCGCCAUAACAAUUGCGCCAACUAAAAGAUUUCGUCCGCCACAUUAUCUAGAUAAAUGCGUCAACGGUCAAAGGCAGAUUAACGAAUGUUUCAAAGAUUUGCCGUCACAUCUUAUGGAAUUUUUGCAAAGCAAAUCUGUGAGAAGCCAACAAGAAAUCGUUGCCCAAUGCAAUGUGUACAAUCAAUGUAUGAAAUGCAUCGAGGACUACUCAGCAAGUUGUCUACAGAGUCGCGAUCCCAGCUUAUUUAAAAAAGAUAUCGACGGUGUUAUCAAGUUUUUCGAAAAAUUUUGUACAGACAAGGACUUUCAGCGAGACUAUAUGCGGUACAAGAGUUGCUUUGCGAAUGAAAAGGAUGAUUGGAUAGCCUGCACUGCGGACGUGGAGAAAGCACUCAUAGAAGACUUAAACGACGAACGCAACUCUACCAAUAAAUUACUGCAGUUCUGUUGCGAUUAUUUGGUAUUCGAUCACUGCAUGAACACUGGCGCUCCAUAUACGAGCCUAAUGAAUUCAUCCAAAUUUGUGUGCAAUGUCGUAAAAAUGUUGUCUACCGAGGAUUACGUCAGAAACUGUCCACAGCUGGAGGACACGUGCGCCGGUGCCCCUAACACUUACCUUGCCUGGAGCAGCAUUUUGCCCUUGGCAUUGAUGUUGCUAAUGAGAUAUGCGUGCUAUCACAACAGGUGGUUGUUCUCUGGUUAUUAAUCCGUAUCAUGCAAUUAGACGAUAAGUGUGAGAUUCUUCCCAAACAUCGACACUUGUUGGUCACAAAGAUGCAUUUCAAUUUUACCUAAUUACCUGUUUAUAUGUGUGUUGAAUAAAUUGUACUAUGAUAUGCAGUUCGAAAAUAAUUGCUCGUUUCGAUGUAAUUAAAAUGACAAUAACAUUUCAAUGAAGAUAUGCAGCCAUAUGGCGUAUAGUUGA
Drosophila mojavensis is the source of this 1194-nucleotide messenger RNA. RefSeq lists its product as uncharacterized. NCBI's taxonomy places the organism in Eukaryota, Metazoa, Arthropoda, Insecta, Diptera, Drosophilidae. The transcript has 4 exons. The coding region runs from base 217 to 975 and encodes 252 amino acids. The record is from RefSeq and is a predicted model, not a curated record.